AUGAUCAUAAACCGAAGCUUUAUUCAAGCCCACCUCAGCCCAACAGUGGACUUUGCUAACCAGAAUGGCAUUCACCUCCUCCUACUCCACAUAAUUUCUGGUAGCUGUAGCCUCACCUACUACCAAACCAAGGUCAUUCACAAGGUAAAAGACGAGGUUUACUCUGUGCAUCAUGAUAACCAGGCGUGUGAUGUGUACGCCAAGAUCGAAUUUCCAAUUGCUGCAAAGAAAAACUUUGGGAAUUCACAUCUUUGCGUGGUUGGCACUUGUGACGGGCUAAUUUUCCUUGCAGAUGAUAUCCCCUCUUAUGCUUACAACUUCUUUAUAUGGAACCCAACCAUUAGAAAGUUGGUGACCCUUCCCAGGCCUAGUAUUACCUUUCGGUCGCAUGGUAUGAACAAUGCUUCUCUUGGGUUUGGUUUUGAUGCUAUGACCAAUGACUAUAAGGUUGUGCGAGUUGUGACUUUAUUGGAGGAAGAUGAGCAGCCAACUACAACUCUAGCUGAGGUUUAUUCCCUAGCCACGGGCACAUGGAGCAAUCUUGGUUGCAAAAACUGCAGCAGACGAAGAAGAAGCUUUAACAGAGCCAUCAAAGUUCAUCUUGAGAAAUGA
This is a messenger RNA of Prunus mume (Japanese apricot), 612 nucleotides long. Lineage: Eukaryota; Viridiplantae; Streptophyta; Magnoliopsida; Rosales; Rosaceae. The record is from RefSeq and is a predicted model, not a curated record.